AUGGCAGACCUGUAUGGCGAUGAUUUUGAGCUCUUGUUAGACGAAUGUGAAUCGAAUGUUAUCGUAGAUUUCGUUAUUUUCCCGCUUAAUGAUAAUCUGGAAGAAGAAAAGCAUAAAAUCGCCGUCCCGAAGAUCGAAAUCAAACAAGAACCAGAGUAUUGUUUUGAUUUCCAUGAGGAAUCCACACACAUCAAUUUCAAAGAGGAACCCAUCUCCGAUGAUAUCAAAGAAGAAUUCCCCUCCAACCUCAGCAAUUUGCUAGAGGAAGCACUACAGCUAAAUCAUGAAUUACAAAAGGAUUUUGAAGGCAUUCUUUAUGGAUUUAAAGAAACUCUUCGGUUGAACUACCAAAAACAAAAUGAAUUGGAAGUAGAAAUAAUAGCAUUGAGAAAAAGAAUUUCUGGAGCAGACAAAACAGAACAUGAAAAAAGAGUUAACAAAAGACAACAGCUCUCAAUCUCAUAUUUUGGAGCCCCCUACUUCAAGAGCAAUUUAGUUCUGGAAAGAAUUCCUCCAAUGAAUGCAGAUGUAGAUAUUGCACGAAAAUUAAAUUUGAGACCCAUAAUCUUUCCGUCAAAGAGGAUAAAAAUGACGGACUGCGAAGAAAUCAAAUUGCACGAAGCUGUAAAAUCGGAAGUUAUACGGUUGGCAUUAGAACUCAAACUGGGGCCCGAACAAGAAAAAUUGGAAAAGAAAUUGGCAAUGCAGAAAGAAAAAGGACGCGGCACGAGAUCUACUGAGAUGCUUCUGGCAAAACUAAAACAGAGAAUUAGCAGUCUUGGACAAGAUGAACACGAACUCUUCAAAGACUCCACCAUUCAUCGUAUAGAUCUCGUCCGAUGGGAUUUGAUUGCCUACGUGAUAUUUCCAAAUAAGUUUGAGUAUACUGGCGAAUUUUUACGGCUUUGGUGGACAAAUUACCUUCGCUCUGAUUUAUUGAAAGGAGAAAAAAGUACAAAAGAAAAACAAGCCCUUAAAACACUGCUUGCAAAUGUCGACUUGAAUCGGGGCGUGUCGUGGUCGGAAAUCGCAAUAGAAUUGGCACGUAAAACUAAAAGUAAACUACAGCGACCUGCUUUCGAUUGUUUUUCUUACUUCCAACGCCGUUUGAAUAACCAUAAUCGUAUAUUCGGCUGGUCAAAGGAAGACGAUGCGAAGCUCACUUUAAUUUUCAACCAGCAUGUAUAUGUUGACAGUAAUGGAUUAGUCAGAGUCGACUGGGAGGGAAUUCGACCGCAUUUUCUUGGUCGAUCAGUAGCGCAAAUGUGGAGCCACUUAAAGUACAGUGCACGCGCUUCCUAUACCUUUCCGAAUGUGACCGUCUCAAACGUUGAAAGCGGUCGAAAACAAGUGAUUGCUAGAAAGGCUAAAGUUGCUACUAAAUUGAAACCCCGUGGAAGACCGAGCCGAGUCAAAAUCCCACUUGAAGACGAACUCCAACAGUUGCUCCGACCCAUGGGAAUCUUCAGGCAGUACCGUCAGCGCGUCAUGUCGCUUCCCGGCGAUGGUCGCAGAAACGGCCCAGUGCUCGCUGCUCUCUGUCGCUUGUUGGGCGUCCAGUUCGACACGACCAAGCUUCCCAACGUGGAAAAAGGAGCAUGGAAUCGUGCCACCAUAGAUGCAUUUUAUGCAUCUGGAAUUGAAGAAAAAGACCUCCAUUCAUAUAGGGUUCUACUGGACAUGAUUGCGGAAUUUCCAAUAGAACAUGAUACCUACAACGCACGCUACUUGUCUGGAGAGACCCCACCGCCGGAAUCACUUCUGCCCCCUUCGCUUCACACUCUGGCUGGGCUUAGAGGACUGCUACUUUGGAGCGAGUCCGUAGCACAUGAGGUGGAGGAGAAGUUUGUUAAAUUGGAAAAGGUCGAAGCAGCCGAUGACUUGUACGAAGCCACAGAUGUGGACAUAGAAGACCUGAAAAUCGAAGAUGUUUUCGGAGAUCCUGAAGCUGAUAAACAGUUGCUUUUUUUCCUAGAAAGCAUUUUUGGUUUGACCGGAGAAAUGGCCUGCGUCUGGUGAAGACGUUCU
This is a messenger RNA of Daphnia carinata, 2028 nucleotides long. RefSeq lists its product as uncharacterized. The record is from RefSeq and is a predicted model, not a curated record. The transcript is spliced from 3 exons. The coding region runs from base 1 to 2019 and encodes 672 amino acids. Lineage: Eukaryota; Metazoa; Arthropoda; Branchiopoda; Diplostraca; Daphniidae.